Molecule: messenger RNA, 1706 nt
Organism: Bombyx mori (domestic silkworm)
Lineage: Eukaryota; Metazoa; Arthropoda; Insecta; Lepidoptera; Bombycidae
Product: neural retina-specific leucine zipper protein
Exons: 1
Coding region: 373-1275 (300 amino acids)
Biological process (GO): regulation of transcription by RNA polymerase II
Cellular component (GO): nucleus
Molecular function (GO): DNA-binding transcription factor activity, RNA polymerase II-specific; RNA polymerase II cis-regulatory region sequence-specific DNA binding
Source: RefSeq, a predicted model, not a curated record
AUUUAAACUUCUUAGUAUUCAUUCCUUUCGAAAUUUCAUUAAUUUUGCCUUAAUUCUUGAUUUCUUUUAAAUACGUCCAUAAUGUACUUAUUGAAAAUUGACAAUGAAUUAUUCGUUAAAUUUUAAAGCUCAUGUGGAUUAACUUUUAUAUUUGCCUUUGACUUCUGUGUAUUAAGCUUAUGCUUCUUAUGUUGUGACUUAUAAUCAUAAUAAUACAGUAUUUAAUAAGAAGAGAGCUUAUGAUUCAGAGAAUAAAGGUUAUUAGUGUAUGCGCAUGGCUCAAGACGUCAUUGGGUUGGAGGGCGGAGUUUCGCGCCGCCCUGUGUCGCGGCGGCAGUCCGUUUCAGGCCGGCGUGCGCCCCGCACGGCCCCAUGGUGGAGCACGCGGUCGUGGAUUGCUCUCAGGCGAGCGCUAUGCAAACCCUUCCAUUGCAGCCGCAUCGCGAAGCUGAUGACGAUCAGCUCGCUGAUGAAUACGUACAGAACUUUGAGCUGGACCAUCUCGAAGAUCACAACCUGGUGAAACGUGAGCCGCUUCGUGGCGGAGCGUACGAAUUGAUACAAACGCCGCCGGCAUGUGCUCGUGCUCUCCGACCCUGGCCUGAUGCGGGACCGUAUCCACAACCGCAUGUAGCUAUCGCUGUUGAUCCCAGUACACCUCCUGAAACCCCUCCGGCGACGAUUGGCCGUAGUCCAUGUCGUGCCGCCCUAGUUGACGAUGUACUCUGGCUACCACAUAUGAGAGAGCCUCUUGACAUGCGUACAGUGCCGUGUGGAAGUUUUGAAGAAUGGGACAGGCGCGAGUGGAGAGAACAAGAUCAUUACGGACAACAAGUCGCACUGCGCCCAGCUAGUUCUUGUUCGGCAAUGUCUCCUCGCAACGGACCGCAUCCAUCAUAUCAGCCAUCCUCUUGCGGGGACGAUUUGAUUAGUGACGAUCUACUGAUGACCUUAAGCGUGCGUGAGCUGAAUAAGAGAUUGCACGGUUUCCCACGAGAAGAUGUAACGCGCCUAAAACAGAAAAGACGCACUCUUAAAAACCGCGGGUACGCGCAGAACUGUCGCAGUAAGAGAUUGCAGCAGCGGCAAGAGUUGGAAAUGACUAAUAGAACGCUACAAGAUGAGCUCCACGUGCUGCAGCUGCAGGUUGCCCGUGUGACGCACGAACGGGACGUGUUGAAGCAGCGGCUAGCGUUGAUGGGACGUGAGCAUGCCGUGCCGCAGCACGCACCGCCGACGCCGCACUCUUCACCUGAGUUCUUCUCGGAGCUGUGACGGCAGGGCGGGGCGCCGCGAGCCGGCGCCUCUGCCGCUGCCUCCUCCGCCUGCGCCUGGCAACGAUAUUGAGGUGGCGACAUACAGCACGACUCCGCGGCCUUUGCCGAGACUACUUUCGUGCUUUUGUUAAGUUUGAAAAAUAAAUAUUCAUCAGUUCCAGUUUAUAGUUUGAUAACGAGGUGGAACAAUUUGGCCAUUGUUUCCGACCCAAAUGGCUCAAGCACCGUGUUUAAAAUAUGGUUGUGUCGUAAGAUAUGCAUAGCUUUGUUAAAAUUACUUAAACUAAUUGUAUUAUCAAUAAAGUAAAAUUUAUGCAUUAAGUUUAAAUGACUCAAAAUCAAUAGCCAGAUAAUUGUACAUAGGACAUAAAUUUAACGAAUUUUACUCAUAGGAGAAUUUGUGUUUUCCUAAUAAAACAAUUAAAACAA